UGAGCAGCAGUUUCUCCUCUCCUGAGCUGCCUCCACUGUGUCUCUCUUUAUUUAGUCUGUCCUGUUAUCUGGCCGGUGAGGCAGUGCUUCUGCGUGGAGGACGGACGGAUGGACAGAGGGAGGUUGAGCAAUCAGAUCAGAGGGACAGGUCGGUCCAUUUUCCCCCCCGUCUUGCUGCAGAGCUGCCUGCGUCUUGUGGAUUUAUCUGAGUGACACCUGGGAAGGCGAGGGAAGCCUGAGUGGAGAGGCAGGAGUCUGCUCCACCACCUACACCACCACCACCCCCCUACCCCUCCACCCCCCCUGGUUGUGUGGAUGACCUGUGCUUUUCUAGUCGGUUCCUCAGCACCAUGAACAAGAUGAAGAACUUUAAGAGGCGUUUCUCUCUUUCUGUUCCUCGCACUGAGACCAUUGAGGAGAACGAGUUCACUGAGCAGAUAAACCAGCUCAACAUACGGCACACUCAGGACCUGACUCCAGACCGGCUGUGUCCUCCAUCACAUGAUGCCAGUCCUUCAAGCCCUGAACCAACAACACCGGGAGCUCAGUCUCCGUCACACCUCCACUUCCACGGCAAGGCCCAGCACAGACGUUUCUCCAUGGAGGACGUCAGUAAGCGCAUGUCUCUGCCCAUGGACAUCCGCCUGCCUCCAGAGUUCCUCAAGAAACUGCAGCUGGAGAGUGAAAACGCACCGCUCUGCAAACCUCUCAGUCGCAUGUCUCGACGUGCUUCACUGUCCGACAUCGGCUUCGGGAAACUGGAGACAUACGUGAAGCUUGGCAAGCUGGGUGAGGGGACGUAUGCCACAGUGUUCAAAGGGAGAAGCAAACUAACAGAGAACCUGGUGGCGUUAAAGGAGAUUCGACUGGAGCACGAGGAGGGAGCGCCCUGCACUGCUAUCAGAGAGGUGUCUCUACUGAAGAACCUGAAACACGCCAACAUCGUCACGCUGCACGACAUCAUCCACACCGACCGCUGCCUCACUCUGGUGUUUGAGUAUCUUGACAGUGACCUUAAACAGUACUUGGACAACUGCGGGAAUCUCAUGAGCAUGCAUAACGUCAAGAUCUUCAUGUUCCAGCUGAUGCGCGGUCUGUCCUACUGUCACAAGAGGAAAAUCCUCCACAGAGACCUGAAGCCUCAGAACCUGCUCAUCAACGACAAGGGCGAGCUCAAACUGGCCGACUUUGGUCUGGCGAGGGCCAAGUCCGUCCCCACUAAGACCUACUCCAAUGAGGUGGUAACUCUAUGGUAUCGACCCCCUGACGUGUUGCUGGGCUCCACAGAAUACUCCACACCCAUCGACAUGUGGGGCGUGGGCUGCAUCCUGUACGAGAUGGCGACAGGUCGUCCCAUGUUUCCUGGUGCCACAGUAAAGGAAGAGCUGCACUUAGUUUUUAGGCUCAUUGGUACUCCAACAGAAGACACCUGGCCUGGUAUAUGCAGUAGUGACGAGUUUAGGUCUUAUCUCUUCCCUCAAUACAGACCUCAAGCUCUCAUCAACCAUGUGCCCAGGUUGGACACAGAGGGGAUCGACCUGCUCUCUGCUCUGCUGCUGUAUGACACCAGGAGAAGACUCUCCUCUGAAGACGCCCUACGACACUCCUACUUCCUGAGUCUGGGGAGUCACAUACACAAUCUGGCAGACACUGCUUCAGUGUUUUCCCUCCGAGAGCUCCAGCUCCAGAAGGACCCAGGCCACCGCAGCUCAGUGUUCCAGCCUUUAGGUCGAGGAAAGAACCGACGACAAAGCAUCUUCUAGAGGUCGCAGAGGACGAUCGGAGACGCACAAGAGAAGAGAAGCUGCCUUUUUCCGACCACAACACGAAGGCCGACACAGCUCAGCACACUCACAAGCAUGCUCACCUGGGUGCACACAUCUGCAUGUACACACCAACCCACGUGCACUCACUCAUUUCUGAGGCAGCUGACCGCGGUGACACACGGGGUUUCUGGAAAUACACUCGUACUGCACUUGAAGUGGCUGAGCUGAGAAACACUCUCCAUCUCAACACACACACACACAGACACACACACACACACACUGAACAUACCUGCACCCAUUUGCACAAUCAGCGACACUGAACAUGCUGCCAUUACACACCAGAGAUUUAUUUAUAAGUAUCCGGCUGACACACACACACAAGAUUUCAACCAUUAUAAAUAAAGCUGCUCUGUUAUAACGUACUCUUAUAUGCUAGCUUGUAUAAUUUCCAUUCAGAGCACACCCAGGGCUCUAGCCAUUUAAAGUAGCGACCACAUCUGGAGCAUCAUACAGACGUAGGGGUUGAGGUGUGAGUGGAAGUCAGUUCAGUUUUAGGUAAAGUCUAACAAGAUGAACUUGUUGUCUUACUAAAGUUUAAGAUGGUUUCUGCACAACCCGGUCGCCAGAAAAAAAAUUGUGGCGGGAUACAUUGAAUGUCGGCGUUUCUGAACCAAAAAAAACAUUUCAUAAACACGUUUCAUAUCAGCCUCGUAUCACGCUUGCAGAAACGCACAGUCAUGUGGUUUCAAUGGAAGCCGGUGACACGAAUCUACAAACCGACAAACCGACGGCCGACACCUGUCGCUGAGUGACAGGUGUGACACGCUACAAAUAAAGUUGAGCUGGUCUCAACUUUUUACAGCCCUCCAAUGUACCCAUAGAACCCAUUUUCAUUCACAUAUCUGGAUGUCAGAGGUCAAAGCGUAGGUUUUGAGCGUUAUUUAGCCUUCUUUGUGACAAGCUACUUGGUUGGUACUUGGUUUAGGUUUUCUAGUUUGACAUGAUUCCAGUAUCUUCACUCUAGCUUUAAAACUGAGCCGCUACAACCAAAAACGCAACGCAAGUUGCGUUAAUGCGCUAAAGAAAUUUGUGGCGUCCAAAUGAAUUUGCGUUAUCGCAUUAAUUUGACAGCUCUUGUUAUUAUACCACGUAACUUUAAAUAACGGUUGCUCGUUGUACUGCGUCUCUUGCUCUGACCGAAUGCAAAAACAUCCACAUUCAACGUAUCCGUGGUUUACAGAAACGUACAACGGCAACAUUUUUCUCUGAUGACUGGGCUGUGGCUUAAAGACACACUCUCUGAUUUGGUUAUUAUUAUCCAGCAGCUUCUCCAAAUUAUAAAAUGUCCUCCCCGGCUCAACAUUAUAUUGAAUUACUGAGGUCAUAUAUCCCCCCGAUGCACCCCUCAAGACCUUCCAACAAUGAAGAUCAGAAACAAAGAGAAGGUCAUUUAUUUAUAUUCAUUAUUUAUUUUAACUGUUGCUCUUUAUGUAAAUUUAAUUUCCUAACAUCAAAGUCUAUAUGGUGAUUCAAAGCCUUCUCACUAUUGCCAGGAGUAAAAUAGACAUAUUAAAUCUGAAAGAACCAGCUUAUAAAAUGCUCCUCCAGGUUGCCAACAAGCACUCGCUAAAUAAAGAGUUUCAUUUGUUAGCUAUAAAUGAGCUACCAGGCUAAUUAAGCAACGAAACAUUAUCAUGAGGCUGCCGGCCUCUGAAAUGAUGAACAAUAAUAGGUCAACCUCAUACAGUACGUUAUCUAAAUGCAUCAUAUAUGGAGCUAAUGAUGGUUAGCUGGCGUAAUUGAAACAGGCAGCUACGGGUGUGUUAUGUCACCCGGCAGUCUUGAAGCAGUCCAGACACUGACCACGUAGCAACACACUGUUCUUUUACAGUAACUCUACUCACAUGAAACAAACACUGAACUCACCAUUAAACUCCAUCAUGAAUAUAAAACGUUGUAAAAUGGAUUCACGUCGACCGACUCGCCUUGCCGCAGCGUGUUUCCACAUAGUGUGGAGGUUUCGUUCCAUACGGCGUUAAGAGCCGACUCUCAGUCCAGUUUUUUGAAGUUGCCUUAGUGAACUGUGCAUGCUAUCUUGGCUUGUGAAGAAUCUAUAUUUGAUCUAGUGUAGCCGACGUGUUAGGAGGCAUUCGCUUUGUGUGUGUAUUUCUUAGUCUCCUAUUUGCACAAACCAGAAGUGUCCUCUGAAGCCUGCUCCCUGCCCCUUUGUGUCUUACCCUACGUGGCUCCAAAAUAUGACCCCCGUAUCGAACCAAAACCCCCUAAACCCUGGACCAGGAAGCUGGGAAAGUAUGUCCUACAAGUACUUUCUAGUAGCAGACGACUCUCAGUAGGACUCACCACUACCCCUUAUAUUUUGCACAGCUCUAUUGCACCUAUUGCCGGGGAGCAGCUUUUGUCUGAAGGACCACGAUAGGCAGCGUACAGACAGAACUACAAAUAUCUGCAGAAGUGACACUUUCAAAUCUUCCUGAUAUAAAGUCCUUCACAGUUCCCUUGUGACUGAGCCCAGAGGUUAUGACUAUGUGCCCUGGAAGAUGAAAUCAUCUGCACACAGAAGUGAUGCCGGCUUUUGGCAGCAAAGCUGCACUCUCCUCGCUCCUUAAUCUGCCUUUACUCCUUCUCCGUCAGUCAGUAGGCCGGUGAAUAUUCUCCAUCAGUCAGUGAGUCUCACCUGACUGCCAUGUUGCCAAAUGAUCCACAUGUGAAAGAUCCUACAGAGGUUAAACGUCCGGCGCUCCCCAACCAGUCAGAACUGAGGAAGCCUUUUGCAUAACAGGCGAAUAGUCUUAAAGAAAUCUACACCGAGUCUACAUCUGCCUUUGAUUAACACUUCUGGAUUGAUUGGAUUCAGAGAAUCAAGUGAGAGCAAAUGAACGAGACUGUUCAGUGAAGACAGAGGUAGAGAUGCUAACCAGUAAACCAGCGUGAUCUCCUCCUUACUUACGUCACAUUUUGCCGCUUGGGCAGAAGCCCCGGCAGCCUCUCUGUGUCGUAUCUUGAUGCAGAAGGUUCGCUCGUGGUUAACGUUGUAACACGUGGUGUGAUUAGGUUUAGGAAACAAAACUACUUGGUUAAGCCGAAUUCACAUCAGGCUGCAGCGAAGUGCACCUCGUCGUAUCCGUGCAGGUCAGGAGAGGUUCAGUUUGUGUCUGAGUGAACAUUAAAUGGCCGCUGAAAGAUUUUUCUACCUCUAAAAGUGAACGAAGCUGAUGGAAGAAUCACGUUGAGACCGCGUCGUUCAUACGUCAGUGAGAGCAAGUAGAGGCGACGCCAACGAGGAGAGACAUUUAGAGACAUUUAGGGGCCAACCUGCUGGGACUUGAGAGGGAUGUAUAGCCGUGGAUGUUACUCCUCCAUCCUCCCCCCUUCCUUCCCUCAGUGGCAGAAGUAUUACUGUGCGUUUAGUCGUGGUAAAUGAAGCUAUUUUAAAUACUGUAAUGAAAAAGAAAUAAUAUAUACGUAUUUUAACAGAUGUUUUCAUCUUUCUCAGUGAGUUUUAUGCUGUUGAAAAAAAUAAAUAAAAAUAGAACGCUGUAUUUAAAAUAAAAUAAAGAAAAAAACCUGCAGAUGUCUAAAUGUUUUAUAAAAGAUAAGUUUAGAUUUUGUAUAAGAUGUGAUAUUUUGUGUGAUUUGUCUACACUGUUAUGAAAUGAGAAAUUGAAUGUACUGUGAUUGCCAACGGGCGUAUAAUUGAUUAAAUAAUUGAUUAAUUAAUGAAUAAAUAAACUAAAAUUCUGGCACACACU
This is a messenger RNA of Sebastes umbrosus (honeycomb rockfish), 5536 nucleotides long. It is a transcript of the gene cdk18, whose product is annotated as cyclin dependent kinase 18. Gene Ontology annotation, cellular component: nucleus; cytoplasm. Gene Ontology annotation, molecular function: ATP binding; protein kinase activity. Lineage: Eukaryota; Metazoa; Chordata; Actinopteri; Perciformes; Sebastidae. The transcript is spliced from 16 exons. Bases 351 to 1763 code for a protein of 470 amino acids. The record is from RefSeq and is a predicted model, not a curated record. Gene Ontology annotation, biological process: protein phosphorylation.